UUCUUAUGAAGCAGUCACGAUAGCCACACGCUCACACGCGCUUUCAAAUUGGACGGUCUAGCUACGAACCUUACAAUUAAGUCAAUCAGUGCAUCGGCCACUCUCGUAAUUCUAUCGAGAUUCAUGACGAGCGUUACCGGCGUUUCAGUGCCUCGUCUGGUUCUCACCUGCGUGUUGGCUCUUGUAGUAUUGUAUUCUUUCAUUGCGAUAUCAUGCUAUUCCGAAAGAAUCGGGGAAGGAAGCAGUUUGUCAUGUCGGCGAUUAUUCCCAAACCAGCGCUAUCCAGUAUUCUCUGUUUCGAUAGGAACUUUUGUCGUUGGUUUCUUAUCGUACAUAUAUCUGACCUUCGCAGGACGGAUUCUGCGUGACUUCAACGCCUCGGUAGGGCUUUGGCGAGGGGACUUCGGAGUUCAAGACAAAAAUCUGCCACUAUCAACGCCUCAUUGCGACGCGCGCAAAACCGGGUGGAACGCGCCGUUUUUUAUGCUCUGGGGUUCGCUUCCAUUUUCGUUGUCCCAGUGCUCCCACUGAUUAUAGAUGCCUUCAAAGAUACUGGAGAUUGGAACAAUUUCAGCAGACGAAUACCAAAUAUGACUGGUGUGGCAGCUGCAACCUCGAUGGCUUGGUUCAUGAUCCCUGUAGCGCACCAGAGUCCUAUGCUUUUGGCGUUGCGUUGGAACCCUACGGACGCACUGACGUUGCAUAUUUGGGCAGGCCGUGUUUGUUUCUUUUUCUCGAUGGUCCACAGCGUAACCGAAAUUCUCGUCUUUCGGAGGCUUAUCUACGCGGACCGAUCAUGGAAAGACAUGCUUCAAUACUAUCUUCAGCUGCCUAAAGCAUGCUGGUCCCUCAAGAGCGAUCGACCGCGACGUGACGUCUUAAAAAGUAUGACAGCUUUUGAUUUGGGCAAUUCAUGUUUGAUUCGUGUCAUCAACUGGACGGGAACAAUGACAGCUUUGGCCUUAGUUUUGAUUGUUGCGCUCAGCGCCAAUUGGAUACGACGACGCUAUUACGCCUUCUUUUUGCAAAGCCAUAUUGUGUUAAGCUGGCUUUUUCUCGUCCUCCUUGUGGUUCAUCUGCAAAAUCUGGUGCUCUAUGUCCUUCCUCCACUCUUAUACUAUUGGGCUUGUACAAGUCUGACGUUGGUAGAGUUGAUAGCUACAUGGUUCAGCGGGGGGCACAAAGCUCAACAUUGCCGAUUUCUUGAGGACGCCAAUGGAUGCUACGAACUGUGUAUGGAAACGGAUAUUUCCCGGAUACAUUGUUCAACUGUAGCCCGACCACGCUUUGUCCGCAUUCUGUGUCCGUCCAUUUCGCUAACAAGUCAUCCGUUCACAGUGAUUGAUGACAAUACUCUUGAAACCCGCACCGUCGAGGACGCACAAGACAACAGAACUUCAUCUUUGCGCAUUCUUAUUAGACCUUUGGGGUCUUUCACGAAAGAGCUUGCACAUCGUUUGAACAAGUCCCAGCCACCAAUUUUGCUCCUAGACGGCUUGUACGGAGGAGAAGAUUGGGUGUCUGAAUGUCUUUUACGCGAAAACGUUCUCUUGGUUGCCGGAGGAGUCGGAAUUUCGCCUUUUCUAUCUGUGUUACCUUGUCUGUAUACAACGGUUGAAACCGGAGGAACUCCUGCUCUACCCGUAACUGUGACAAGACGGGUUGUAUUGCACUGGUCUUGUCGAGAACAUGGCUUGAUUCGUCACGUAAUUAGCAAUUAUUUUGAGCCAUUGACACAAUGCAAAAUGAAGCGCCAAAAUGAUCAAGCUACUUUUUCAGUUACCCUUGAUGGAGGAAAUUUGAGUUUGUUGCCAGAGAUGUCUUUAGAGUCAGCAUCUAGUCCGAGAUGCAUAUUUGAAAUUCACAUUCACAACACCUCUCAAGGCGCUGCAUCUGUAGACGUUAUUGAGGCACAAAGAAUAUUGAAUUGGACUUGCCCAUCGGAAGAUGAUGUGCGGUAUUUUGAAAGCACGAGUUCUACACAUUCCCACCCAAAGCCAUUUUCUCCUCCUAUUUUAGGUGCAGAUCACUGCACACAAGGGAAUUUGAUUCGGGGCUUGGUCCCUACGUUUCUUUUUGUUGUCACCUUUGGAGUCGGGAUACUUGCUGAAGAGUAUCACGCCAAAAACGAUGCAAAGAGCUCUGAAUGGGUCCGCCUCCUGUAUCUUCUUGGCGUGAUUGCCUUUGUUGUUUUUAUCUUUAUAGGAGCUACAUGCUUGAGUAAACUCCAAUUGCACUUUGGACUUAUGAAAUGGCGAGCUGUGCCAUCCAAUGAUGUAGUAACCAGCAAUAGAGAAAUCGCCAAAAGAGAAAAAGAUCGCAGUGAAGCGCAAAACAUAAAUCAAUUGCCCUUUGAAUUCGAAGGAGUAUCUACUUUAAUGAGCAUUCGACAAUCGAGAGGCCGACCACGUGCAAGUGAGAUGUGCUCUUUUUUGGAGAGUGAUUCAAAUGAGGCAGUGGCCAUUUUCAUGUGCGGACCAGUCGAGAUGAUGGCAAGUAUAAAGCGAGAGCUUAAGUACAAGGCAAAUUGCAGCAUAUUUGAAGAGAAGUAUGAGCUGUGA
Phaeodactylum tricornutum CCAP 1055/1 is the source of this 2561-nucleotide messenger RNA. It is a transcript of the gene FRE2, whose product is annotated as ferric reductase 2. The record is from RefSeq and is a predicted model, not a curated record. Gene Ontology annotation, cellular component: plasma membrane. NCBI's taxonomy places the organism in Eukaryota, Bacillariophyta, Bacillariophyceae, Surirellales, Neidiaceae. Bases 591 to 2561 code for a protein of 656 amino acids. Gene Ontology annotation, molecular function: oxidoreductase activity. The transcript has 2 exons.